Messenger RNA from Ostrinia nubilalis (European corn borer), 2261 nucleotides. RefSeq names its product pinin (gene Pnn). The transcript is spliced from 6 exons. Gene Ontology annotation, cellular component: catalytic step 2 spliceosome. The record is from RefSeq and is a predicted model, not a curated record. Lineage: Eukaryota; Metazoa; Arthropoda; Insecta; Lepidoptera; Crambidae. Bases 89 to 1384 code for a protein of 431 amino acids.
UUGAUCGAUAAAAAAAAAUAGCCCAAAGCAAAGCAAAGUGAAGUCGGAAUUGUUGUGAUUUUAUCAUAAAUUCAGUAUUUCUAAUACAAUGGGGACAGAAGUAGCAAUAUCCUUUAGUUCUUUACGAACACAAUUAGAAAAUGAAAAGAGUAGUUUGUUUAAAAUUGACGAAAACAUCAAGAAAAUUCAAGUUUCAGGGCGGAGUUUUUCUAACGAUAGCAGGUUCAACAAUGCGUCUGGAGACUAUUACAAAAGUGGAUUUCGUGCAGGUGGUCGGAAUUCGUUCCAGGACGCCGGUAAUAACUACAAGAAUGAAGAACAAUUAUUUGGAAAACGAAAACAUGAGACUAAAACGGUUUUUAGCAGGUUAUCAGCACGAGUCCAAGACAGUGAUGGGGAAGAUGACGGACCAGGAAUCAAGAGGGGGAGAGUGCCUUCUGCUGUGUGCCGUGAGCUGCCCACCCGGGCCGCAGUGCUAAGAGCACAGGGUGACGAUGAACAGGCCCGGAAACGUAACAGACGUAUCUUUGGAUCACUUCUAGGCACGCUACAAAAGUUCAAACAGGAAGAGAUAGUGCUACAGACUAAGGAAGACAAGAAGGCACAAGUUGAACGCAAGAUAGAAGAGCAGGCCCGGCUAGAAAAGGAAAGAGAACAGAAAGAACGAAAGACUUUAUAUGCCGAGAGAGAACACAAGAAAGCCAAGAUAAAGGCUUUGGAAGCGAAAAUGGCGCGAGUUCAGGAGUUUGAGAAAUGGGAAGAAUCACAGAAGAGCAUCGCUAACUUUAUCCUCACCAAAGCUAAGCCCCACAUUUAUUGGAUACCAAAGAAAAUGUCUGAAAAGGCCACAGAGAAGUUGAAUUCAAGCAGAAAGUUCCAUGAAAAAUGCAUGAUCAAGAAACGGCAAGAACUGCAAGAGGAACUCCAGCGGAUAGAGCAGCGCUGCCUGCGGCCUCGCGGCCCCGGCGCCAAGGAGAACGACCCAGAACUCACCGACAAGGACGUCGAAAUGCCGCUGCAGAAGGAUCCCGCAGAACAGGACCAGGAAAUGAACGAGGACGAUAAGGGACACAAAAGAAACAAGUUCGCGGCAGAUGCUGACGAGAAAGAAGACAGCGACGGCGACGAUAGACAUGAUGCGCCUAAUGAUAAGGAUGAAUUGGUGGCUGAGGUUAAAAAUGAAACAGAUGAUGUUAAAACUGUAGAUAGAAGUCAAGAAGUCGAAGAUCAGAAUAUGAGUGUUGAUGCAAAUACUACAGUAGAAGCUGAAGUGAAUGACAGCACAGUAAAUGGAGAGCAAACUAAAGACGCUAGCGAAGUUAAUAACGUGCAACCUGUGGCCGAAGAAAAACCCGAAGAACCAGAACACUCUGAGCAUUCCUAGUACUCCCGCAUCUGUCAUUACAUAGCCUGUUUACUGAAUUGUACUGUAGUUAAUUUCAACACACUUGCAACACACAUUCAUAGUGACUUAUAGCACCAUUUUUAAGUAUAUAACACUGUCUUGUAAAUAGAGCAUAAAGCAUGGGUGUUUAACACAUGCUUUUUAAAAUAUUAUAACCAUAAGUUAAUGAAAAUAGUUUUUUAUUAAAAUAGAGGUUAUUUCAGAUAGUCUGUUAUAAAACAGUUAACUAUUUUUUAUAUGAAUAAUAGACAUAUAAAACAUUUAUUGUGCUUGUUGAAUAAAAUGAGAUUGUUUAAUUAUGACAAAUAUAGAUUUCAUAAAAUUAUUUAUUUUUCAACAUAAUAGGUAUGUUGUCGUGAAAUAUAUUAUGUAUUCAGUGAUUAGUAAAUAUGAGAAACAUAUUUACAAUUUGUACUUUAGAAGACUGUUCGCGCCACGCAACCUCCCAUAAAGAAUUUUCCAAAGUUUUCUUUAGAAACUUGAAUGAAUGUAUUACAUUUUCUUGCAAGUGUGUUGAAAACGUAUGAAACGCGUGUGCUAAGUUGGUAAUUACACGUCGUUUACAACUUUAACACUACUUUACAGUGCCGAAUCACAGGAAAAGGCCUUACGCCAUCGUCUUCCGUUCUGGCUGCUACCUGCCUGGACUGUACUUACCAACUUAGCACACGAGUGUCAUAAUAUUCGUAGUGAAAUUGGAAUCCUUUAAUGAGGGUUAGUUCAAAUUAAAACUGAAGUGUUCUUGUUACAAAACUUUAUAAUAGGUUCAAUAAUUUAGAUCAAGAAUAAAUCACAGUUUAUCAUUUGCAUUUGUGGUUAUGUUUACAAGCGUUCAAGUAAAGUCAUGGAAUGAAAA